This is a messenger RNA of Gigantopelta aegis, 2049 nucleotides long. Its product is annotated as sialate O-acetylesterase-like. Lineage: Eukaryota; Metazoa; Mollusca; Gastropoda; Neomphalida; Peltospiridae. Gene Ontology annotation, molecular function: sialate O-acetylesterase activity. Bases 606 to 1994 code for a protein of 462 amino acids. The transcript is spliced from 11 exons. Gene Ontology annotation, biological process: carbohydrate metabolic process. The record is from RefSeq and is a predicted model, not a curated record.
CCAACGGCACCGACAUGGAACUUGUGGGUGGCUUCCCGCUUUUAAGAUGGUCGCAGACGGCUAAAGUUGGCUAUGUGCCAAAUCAGAAGAUGCCGAAAACCUUUAUGGCGGUUGCAGUGGAUCUUCCCGAUUUCCAUUCUCCACAUGGAACAAUCCAGGAUGUGUGUCAUAGACUGGUUCUCGGUGCUUUGGCCGUGGCGUAUCAAAGGAAGAACAUCGCGUAUCAAGGAUCCUUCACAUCAGCCUUCACGGAGGACAAGUCCAAACAUCACCUCACUAUAGAGUACGACAAUGGAAGAACACCGAGACAACAAGAACGGCUUCGAUAUUUGUUGCUCUGCGCAUGCUACAACCUGUGGGGCUCAGGACCACUGGGUGGCUGCACCAAUCACACACAGCGACACAUCGUCAGUGACUCUGUCUACUUCCGGUUGCACGCAACACGUCGUGGGGUUGCGAUACGAGUGGAGAACCAGUCCAUGCGAGUUCAAGACGUGCGCCAUCUACGGUCGGGACAACGAUCUUCCCGCGCCGCCCUUCAUUAGGACAACGGCGUUUUGACCUCGCUUGCCGCUCUUAAGUUCGCCUCCUACUACGGCAGCCACAUGGUUCUACAACGUGGUCCUCAGAGGGCGGUAGUCUGGGGAACAGCUUCCACCAUCGGAGACGUCGUCACGGUAACAGUAAGCGGUCACGGGCACGCCACUGGUCACGUGGCCAAUGACGGAACUUGGAAAGUCAAACUACCGGCCAUUACGGAGCAUGGCCCCUUCACCAUCACAGCAAAGUCCAGUGAAGGGCACGUAACUCUAACCGAUGUUCUGUUUGGUGACGUCUGGGUGUGCUCUGGACAAAGCAACAUGGGAUUUUCUUUAAACCACGUAAUCAAUGCCAGCCAGGAGAUUGCCACGGCAAGUAAAUUCCACAACAUCCGAAUCUUCAGAGCGACUACAGUACAGUCUCCUACCCCAUUACAAGAUCUGAAGUCCGUCUCCACUCACUGGUCCUUGCCUAACUCCAAUUCUUUGCCGCACUUUUCGGCUGUGUGCUGGCUGUACGCGGAAUACCUCUACCCACACGUCAAUCACCCCAUCGGUCUCGUGGAUACGGCGUGGGGCGGGACUCCGGUGGAGGCGUGGUCUUCACCGGAUGCUCUCGGAGCAUGCGCAGCAAAACAGAAACGAGGUCCUGGCGGACAUAGCGUUUUGUGGAAUGCUAUGAUCAACCCAUUUUUACACAUGACCAUCUAUGGCGCCAUUUGGUACCAAGGAGAAAGCAAUGCUGGUCACCCGGAUGCCUAUGCUUGCCAAUUUCCAGCCAUGAUAAGAGACUGGAGAAAAAAGUUCCACGAUGCAUCGCUCAGGGAGACCCAUCAAAAUUUCCCGUUUGGUUUUGUUCAGAUCGCUGCCAACGCCCAUAAUCUGCACAAUGUUGGUGGAUUCCCGCCACUGAGAUGGGCACAGACGGCUAAAGUUGGCCAUGUGCCAAACCAUAAGAUGCCCAAUACGUUCAUGGCUGUGGCGCUGGAUCUUCCUGAUUUCCACUCUCCUUAUGGAACAAUCCAUCCUAGAUACAAACAGGAUGUGUGUCAUAGACUGGUUCUCGGUGCUCUGGCCGUGGCGUAUCAUAGAAAGAACAUCGAGUAUCAAGGACCCUUCCCAUCAGCCUUCACAGAGGACAAGUCCAAACAUCAUCUCACUAUAGAGUACGACAACGGAAGAACCCCGAUUGAAGUUCGAGACACCAAAAACGGCUUUGAUAUUUGUUGUUCUGCGCAUGCCACUACCUGCGGGGCUCACGACCACUGGCUGGUUGCACCAGUCACGCACAGCGAUACAUCGUCGGUGACUCUGUCUACUUCCGGUUGCACCCAACACGUCGUGGGGUUGCGAUACGAGUGGAGAACCAGUCCAUGCGAGUUCAAGAAGUGCGCCAUCUACGGUCGGGACAACGAUCUUCCCGCGCCGCCCUUCAUUAGGACAACGGCGUUUUGAAUAAUUAAUCUGUUACGUCUGUUUUGGUAUUAACAAUAAACAAAAGUAUAUUAUA